Messenger RNA from Owenia fusiformis, 2719 nucleotides. Lineage: Eukaryota; Metazoa; Annelida; Polychaeta; Sabellida; Oweniidae. The record is from the annotation of a GenBank genome assembly.
AGGAAUCGGACUACCGAAAGAAUGCUGCAUCCAAUAAGUGACAAUUCUAACUGAUACCCCCUGGGAGAAUGAUAAACGUAAUAACCGAUAUAUUAGAUAUAUGACAGGAUGAGAGUCUGAGAUGAUAAUACUUCAGGUUACCUAUUGAAACCGGAAAAAUAAAACCUCAAUCAGACCGUAUCAGUUACCAAACACGUCAUUUUAUUAAAGUCUCACAUUAUUUCACCUUUAGGCUGAGGUUCAAGCAGAGUUGACAUAAUAUAUAAUAACAAAUGGUUCAAACAAAGUUGACAAUAUAUAAAAACAGCUGGUUCAAACAGAGUUGACAAUAUAUAAAAAGAGCUGGUUCAAACAGAGUUGACAAUAUAUAAUAAAAACAGCUGGUUGAGUUGACACUAGAUAAAUAAACGGGUUGAAUAGAGUUGACUCUAUAUAAAACAGCUGUUUCAAACAGAGUUGACAAUAUAUAAAACAGCUGGUUCAAACAGAGUUGACACUAUAUAAAUCAACUGGUCCAAAUAGAGUUGACAAUAUAUAAAUCAGCUGUUUCAAACAAAGUUGACAAUAUCUAAAACAGCUGGUCCAAACAGAGUUGACAAUAUAUAAAUCAGCUGUUUCAAACAGAGUUGACAAUAUCUAAAACAGCUGGUCCAAACAGAGUUGACAAUAUCUAAAACAGCUGGUCCAAACAGAGUUGACAAUAUCUAAAACAGCUGGUCCAAACAGAGUUGACAAUAUAUAAAUCAGCUGUUUCAAACAGAGUUGACAAUAUCUAUAACAGCUGGUCCAAACAGAGUUGACAAUAUAUAAAUCAGCUGUUUCAAAGAGUUGACAUUAUAUAAAACAGCUGGUUCAAACAGAGUUGACACCAUACAGCAGCUGAUUAAAACAAUAGGAUUCGUCCAGAAUUAAGAAUUCUGAAUUCCUAAUGCAGUCGGACCAAAAUACAGUCAGGAUGAAUGAAAUAGUUCCCCUCAAUCGCAGUCUAUCAAGUGGUUCAAAUGCACAUACGACAUACAAAAUGCCGUACUACGACUUUGGGUCAACCACUGAAAAUCCAUUUAAUACAACCAAGAAUUUGACAUAUAUGAACAACACAUCAGAAGAAGUCCCAGGUUAUUGGAUGGAAUCAAAGGAAGUUUACAGACAGAAAAUUGCAAUAACGGGUUCACUAAGUAUACUAGCUAUAUUAUCAAACUUGCUAUGUUUAUUGGCGAUCCGAAACAUCCCAGGUACUUGGACCCAUUCGAACUUUAUUCUCUUAAACCUAAUCACGUCUAAUAUGUUAGCGUCUUUAUGUCAUCUCUUAACAACAACACAUGAGUUGAUACUUAUUGAAAAUCAAGACCUCUGGAACGAUUGGAAUAUAAAAAUAAUGGCAGAUGUUUCUUUAUAUUCAUACAACAUGUUUUAUUCUGCUUCUGCAUUGUCACUUCUCGGUUUAGCCAUAAAUCGUUAUGUUGCAAUCUGCAAGCCUUAUCUUCAUGCUUCUUUGUUCACAAAGGCGCGCAUCAAAUGGUUCUUGCUGGCAACAUGGUUGCUUGCCCUCUUUCUUGCGCUCUUUCUAUUUUUACAAUGGCACAUCCCAGUUCCAUAUACCAUUCAUCUUAACAUGCUUAUCAUAUGGCCCUGUUUCUUUGGUCUUAUAUUCAUAAUCAUCAUCAUUUUAUACAUUCAUGUAUAUUUUGAAGCUAAAAAGGUACUGUUCGGUCGCUGUGAAAAUGUUCACAAUAUCGUAAAUAACCAUAAGGCAUUCGUGACAACACUCUUGUUGACAUGUACUUUGGUUAUAUCCUCAGUACCAUACUGGAUCGCUGUGAUCCUAUUAGUUCACCAUGACAAUUACACAUUCAGGACCGCCUGGAACUAUUUUAUGACAAAUUUACCUAUAGUGAACUUCAUGUUAGACCCGAUUAUAUACAGUGCUCGUACUAAAGAUAUACAGCAAGGAUAUUACAGGCUCGCAGUGAUGCUUUGUAAGACUCGUGAUUGGCCAUCACAAAGUAACGGUGUAAUCACAACUCAAACUUCAAUCGCGAGUGUUCAUCGCCAGAGCUCAGUGAUUUAUACGCAGCAGAACACAGAAAUAACUGUUACAUUUGAACAUAAGACGAGAGCACUGGUCAAUGAUAUCUAAACAUUAUGACAGAAAACAACCGGUGAAUGACCAGUUGAACUAUUCUAUCUGGUAUUUAUUAGCUUGAGGCUAGGAUGACAGUUUAUUAAGAUAUUUUAUAAGGCAUGAGAAUAUUGGUCUCUAUCAUAUUUCAAUGCAUGACUUCAAAUGCACGCCCAAGGGUCCAUGAUAUAUAAUCUGCCACAUUUAAACCAAUAACUAGAAUAACACAUACAGAUAUAUUAUUUGCAAAGUAUAAACACAGGACUAAAAUAAUAUAUAAUUAAUUUAUAUGUAAAUAAAUGGAAAAUAUAAAAAUCUGUAAAAUUGAAGUUUUUAUAAAUUUCACAUUGAUUUCUCAUUAAAAGUAAAUUCAUUUUCCAGUACACAUUUCCAGUAUACAGUUUGUACUUAUAUAGAGGAACUGUGAAAAAGAGUAGACAAUUUUGACACCUCUUGAUAUUUUAUAUUGGGACUUUUACUUUAUGUUCAUUUAAGUAUAUAUGUAUACCAAUUGCCAAAUUCUGAUGAAGUUAUAAAGGUGCUGACUUUUUGAUUUUAUGACAAAAAAAAGAAAAUUACCAUUUAGUAUUUAUGUAAGGA